Messenger RNA from Austrofundulus limnaeus, 1074 nucleotides. Its product is annotated as butyrophilin subfamily 3 member A1. Gene Ontology annotation, molecular function: MHC class II protein binding; protein tyrosine kinase binding. The record is from RefSeq and is a predicted model, not a curated record. Gene Ontology annotation, biological process: interleukin-15-mediated signaling pathway; T cell activation; positive regulation of ERK1 and ERK2 cascade. NCBI's taxonomy places the organism in Eukaryota, Metazoa, Chordata, Actinopteri, Cyprinodontiformes, Rivulidae. Gene Ontology annotation, cellular component: membrane raft; external side of plasma membrane.
UUGUUCAUCAGCUGACAGGAGGAGAUCAAAUGGCCGUUCUGGAGUUGAUUCUGAUGUUGCUGCUGCAGUUUGAAGGAUUUGGAGGAGGAGGAAUUCUCUUUGUGUACCAUAGAGUUGGAGAGGAUGUUGUUUUGCCUUGUAGCUUCCCUUCGUCUUUCCACAGAUGCUCCACAGUUGACUGGUUUUAUCAGAGAAAUGUAAACAUGAACACACAGAUAAAGAUUCAAAGUGGAAAAGUUAUUCAGAGUUCACUUCAAGAUGCCAGGCUGAGUUUGAACAGUGAAUGUUCUCUGGUCAUCAACAACAUCACAGCUGAGGAUGCUGGACGUUACACCUGUCGAAUCUGGGAUGGAUUUAUUUCUGAGAACAUUGUGUACGUGAACAUUUUGGCCAUUUCUCCGAAAGAUACUGAUCCAGCAAAUGAUGGAGCUUUUCUACUGAAGUGUUCUCUGUGGAGAUACAGUGAGACUGGUUAUUGUCCAGAGAAUAGCUUUAACUGGGUGGAUGAGACAGGAACUGAGCUGUUUGGUGAAGAUGCUGGGUACAAGUUCAAUGAACAAACAAGUUAUCUGAGUGUGAAGCAUCAAAAUGUCCAAAACAAAACUUUCAGCUGUCGGUUUGUUGAAAGAAAAAGUGUGAAGAUAGAAGUUCACUACAUCUUAAUCUCUACAGGAACUGAUCAUUUCAAACCUGAUAUCAAAAUGUUCCAUGCCUGGUCUCCUCUAAAGUCCAUCACAUGGACUCUGCGCCUUGCAGCACUGAUCCUAAUGAUUGGAGUCACUGUUGGUCUCAUCAGAACCAGAGGAUGUAAGAAGCCGUUGAAAGAACCCAACACACAGUCAACUAUGAAAAUGUUGRACAGAGUCCUGCUGCUCCCACACUCAGCUGAACUUCAUCACAUCCACUUCAACUGGAACCAGAACCAUCCGUUAUCAUCUUUUACUGCAAUUUUUGAGGAAUGAAAACUUUCUGAAGUUUAUUUUCAAGUUUUUCAUCUUUGUUUCCAUAUAAAUCUGAAACACCUUGAGCUGUUUGUGAUUUUAUACUAUGUUGACUUUAUUUUUAAAAUAAAAA